Messenger RNA from Hypanus sabinus (Atlantic stingray), 11132 nucleotides. Its product is annotated as potassium voltage-gated channel subfamily KQT member 4-like. Gene Ontology annotation, molecular function: voltage-gated potassium channel activity. Bases 114 to 1793 code for a protein of 559 amino acids. The record is from RefSeq and is a predicted model, not a curated record. Gene Ontology annotation, cellular component: membrane. Lineage: Eukaryota; Metazoa; Chordata; Chondrichthyes; Myliobatiformes; Dasyatidae. Gene Ontology annotation, biological process: potassium ion transport; transmembrane transport. The transcript has 13 exons.
CACACGUGCCCCUCCUCGUUUGUUUGGCGGUAGAUUCUCAAAGACUUCGGUCCCAAAGCUGGUUUCAGAAGGACAGAGGGUGAAUCUGAUCGUGCCUGGCUGAGGAAUUCAUCAUGAUCGUUGUGUUUGGGUUGGAAUAUGUCAUCCGAAUCUGGGCAGCCGGCUGCUGCUGCCGCUACCGCGGACUACAGGGGAGACUCCGGUUCGCCCGCAAGCCCUUCUGCGUGAUCGACUUCAUCGUGUUCGUGGCCUCCGUGGCGGUGAUAGCUGCCGGGACCAAGGGCAACAUCUUCGCCACUUCAGCGCUUCGCAGCAUGCGCUUCCUACAGAUCCUCCGUAUGGUCCGGAUGGAUCGCAGGGGAGGGACCUGGAAGCUGUUGGGGUCCGUGGUGUAUGCUCACAGUAAGGAGCUGAUCACAGCCUGGUACAUUGGAUUCUUAAUCCUCAUUUUCUCCUCGUUCCUUGUCUACCUGGCUGAGAAGGAGGAUAAUACAGAAUUUUCGACAUACGCAGACUCCCUCUGGUGGGGAACAGUUACACUAACGACGAUUGGUUACGGUGACAAAACGCCACACACGUGGCUGGGCCGGAUGCUGGCAGCGGGAUUUGCACUGUUAGGAGUCUCAUUCUUCGCUCUCCCAGCUGGAAUUCUGGGUUCGGGGUUCGCCCUGAAAGUUCAAGAACAACAUCGACAAAAGCACUUUGAGAAAAGGAGAACUCCUGCGGCCAACCUCAUUCAGGCUGCUUGGCGUCUCUACUCUACAGAUGUGAGUCGGCCUUACCUGACUGCCACCUGGUAUUACUAUGACAGUAUUCUACCUUCGUUCAGAGAACUGGCACUUAUGCUUGAGUCACUCAGCCGAUGGCGCAACGGCGGACUUAAAAAUUCAGACAGCAAAAAACCGCAAGAAGAAUCCCCACAGAUACAUGCAUUUCAUUCAAGUCAAAGAUUAAUUGUGCCCCCCUGUAAUUUGGGAGAGAGUAGCCAGAGGUUAGGAUUCCGAGACAGAAUGAAGAUGAACAGUCCGAGGAUUCAGAGUAUAAGGAACAAGCAAACGUCUGCCCCCAGUAUCCAGCGGUGUCCCAGUACAGAGAACGCGACGCAGGUCAGCCCCACCAAGGUGCAGAAGAGCUGGAGCUUCAACGACAGAACUCGCUUCCGAGCAUCUCUCCGCCUGAAGCCCAGAGCCACGGUGGAAACUGAGAACCUGGGAGACGACAACUACGACGAGAAGGCCUUUCACUGUGACAUCAGCAUGGAAGAGGCCAAGCCAAUUGUGAAAACACUGAUCCGGGCCAUCAGGAUUCUGAAGUUUCUGGUGGCAAAGAGGAAAUUUAAAGAGACCUUGCGGCCGUACGAUGUCAAAGAUGUGAUAGAGCAAUACUCUGCAGGACACCUGGACAUGUUGGGCCGGAUCAAGAGCCUCCAAUCCAGGGUUGACCAAAUCAUCGGGAAAGGUCAGGUGCCAACAGAGAAGAAAUUGCGUGAUAAAGGAGAGAAAGCUGCACCGGAACUGGAGCCAUUCGAUGAGCUGAGCAUGAUGGGCCGUGUCAUGAAAGUGGAGAAGCAGGUGCAGUCCAUCGAGCAAAAGUUGGACAUGUUGUUGAUGAUCUACGGCCAAAAUUUAAGCAAAAGCUCAGCCACAGCACUGACACUGGCUGCGAUGAACAUUCCUCUAAUAGACCAGGACCUGACCUCUGACUAUCAUAGCCCGGUGGACACUACAGAUAUCUCCAUGUCUACCCAGACAUUGAACGUAUCAACCAAUACAAAUCUUGAAGAAAGUCACUAGAAGCUCUAGGUGACCAACACUCAUCUAUACUCUGCAGGCAUUAAUUACAUGGAUUCACACCAACAAAUCUUAGGAGACACUUCUAAAUGAUUAUUGUUAUCUUUCAUUUUUAUUUAAUAUCUUUUCUGUAUUAGUCAUCAACUGUCAAAGAAUAUCCCAGCACUUCCAGGAAUACUUAAACUUCAAGGAAUAUCUUGAGGACUAUUACUAAUCGAAAUCUGAAAAUGAAUGGGGAUGGAGGAGGAAAUAGCAUUCAUUAGCAAAGCCAACCAACAUCCACAAACAAGGCUUGUGAAAGAAACCCAACUGCAGUAGUGCAACUCAAUGUGAAAGAGACUACUCGGGCUGAAAUAAUGGAUAGGAUUUCCAGAGAGGGGGAAUUUCCUAUUUACUACUCUGAACAUUCCAAUGAAACUGUUUAUUAUGUUCCUUGUGUGACUGAGAUCACUGGUAAUGUGUGACUUCCCUCACCGAAGCCAUUAUGUGAAAAGCCAGGAGCACACAAUGUACCACAAGGUCAGUAGAUGCAGGAUUGUAGAGGACUGUGACUGUAGGGACUGACGAUAGUCAAACCUCUGUUGGAACUGGACUCUUCCUCAGUGAUGAAUGAGAUGACAUUGACUUCACCGGACAGCAUUCAAGCAAAUGCAUGUUCAAUCAAAAUAGGAUGAUGAAGAAAGGGCUAGGAAAAUCCUUUUUUUUAAUCAGAGAAUGUUCAGGAGCAAUUCAAUCCAAUCCUGCUUGAGGGGAGACUUUAAGGUUUAAAUAUAAUGGAUUGGAUUUUCUACGGCUGUUUGUGUACCCUCGUCCUUGUCCUGCUAAAGAUGGAAGUCCACUCUAGGAGCACCAAUAAAUGCAAAAACACAAAGUCACCACUCAGUCCUCCCGUGAAACCUCCCUGCGUUUCUCAGUGACUUCCAGAAAUUCUCAGACAACUGCUGGAGAUAUGCAAAACGCAGCGCGUGUCUAAAUGAGUCCAAUGUUUGACUUAUUUUAAAUGAGAAGGAAACUCUAUUCAAGAUCCCAGUGACUGUCUUUGGAAAAUGCAUUGUUUGCAAGCCAAUGUUACCAGUCCUCUCACUGCCUCAGUUAACAGCUACAAUAUUACCCGUGCCUGAAGUCCUAGCUCAUGAGAUGAACAAGUUAAAUAUUUUAGCUGUGACCUGAUGGGUGGCCACCAACAGGCAAUCUCUUGGGCGGUGCCAACCUUUGUACUUCAGAUAUAUCUGAGGGGUUGUCCCACAUGAGACCAACACUCACAAUCUAUCUGUUAAUAAUUUAUUGUACAUGAAGAGAAGGAGAGAGACUAGCAGAAGAGUAAAAAGGAAUCUUUCUUUCUAUCCUUCUAUCACUCAGAUGCCUAUAGCGUUGCUAUGAGAAGGUCAUUAAUUUCUUCAUCUUUGUGCAGCCAGCCACCAGAUUAGAUAAAUUCAGAUUGCACCUGGGAAGGUCAUUCAAUAAACUUACAACAAAAGGCCAGUCUUAGGUUGUUAAAUCACCAGCUUGUGAAAAUAACAUCAAAUCCACCAACAUUGAUGAGGGAGGGACUGUCCUUGCCUGUCCUGGACUAUAUCUGAAGCCACGCCCUUGAUUCCUGGCUGUUCGACAGCAGUAAAUAAGCUGCUGGAUCCAAGAGGCAGUUGGGCACGGGGCAAUCAAUGUUAUCCUUGCCAGCCCCAAUCAGAACACUAAACAAAUGAAAAAUAAAUUGUAUUUGCAAAUUCAUAAGAGCUCAUAGACAAGAGUAUCCUACUGUAACACAGCAGUUGGAUAAUGUGGUCUUGAGUGAAAGUAAUAGAAAGACAGCUGUGCCUUGAGCUCUGGUUGGAAAAUUGUAAAGGACUUUACUGCAUCUCUCAGAGACAUCUCAGGUUGCUCCAGGCUUGCUUUCAGGUAAACUGACUGUCAUGUGGACAAGUAUGACAGCCAUUUUGAACACAGCAAAAAACUUCACACAGCAAUAAGGUGUUAGUCCAUUUUGCCAUGUGGUCGGCUGCAGCCCAGACACUGGGAGAACCUACUGCCCUUCAAACUGUGCCUUGGGACAUGGACUGUCCACCUACUCCACUGAGAAGGGCACACCUCUGCCUCCAUAUUGCACUACACCCUGUGGGCUGACGGCCAAAAGGAAGCAUAAACCUGCUGACCAAGUGAAUCAAAGGAGGUCCGUUGUGCAGGAUUCACCAUUCCAGAAGUCCGUCACAGACAGAGAAGGCAGCAGAACUUUGCUGUUCUGUCCUCAGGGUGAUGGACCACGCUUCCCGGUAGAACAUGAUGCCUGCUCGCAGUCAGCUGCAGACCGGCAGUGGCCACCUGCAUAAAACUCAGCACGAGAAGCAAGUGGCAAGGAUGAAGGUGGUUGCAGAAUCCCAUUACCAUUGUACCAGAGCUUUAGGGAGGUGUACAGACUCCAGCAGCACCAAACAUACCUGUAAACAAUAUGCAGCCCUGGUGAAGACAGAACACAAACCAGCAAGUGAGGACAGUGUCAGUAGAUAAAGCUGAGUGAUCCCACGGGCAAUAGAGUAGUUCAAAGCUCCUCUAUCCAUGAGUGAUUGGUUGUGGACAAUUAAACAAUCAUUAGCAGGAGGAGGCUCCAUACAAAUAUCUGACACUGGGUGGCAAUGAAUGCCCAACCUGUGACUCUAGAGACAAGGGGUAAGCAUUGACUCCUCUUCUACAUCUCAAACUCCUCUUAAGCUCUCCACCAUCACCUGAAGGUAGUCCUUAAACUACUUCUUUCAUUGAAUAAGAGCAUUACAGCAUAGUACUUGUCCUUUUCCAACAAUGCUGAGAAACAAUUGAGUGCAUGGAAUAGGAAAAAAGCACAGGCAACAUCAGGAUGUCAGAUCUCACCAACGCUGUUACCGUUUCUCAAAGCUGAGAGCUCCCAGGAAUGUCCUGCCCCAUUCUGUUACUGUACCAUGACCCUAUCACGGGGUAGUUAUGGCCGAGGCAGAGACCAUUGGUCAUUGAGAUCGUGUCAUUUUGCAGUGUAACAACCUGAACAAGCCCACUCUCCAUCUACCUGCUCUCAGGCAUCACUAACAUAACGAGGAGACGCAAUGACCCGCCCUCUCAUCAGUGAGCUGUUUCUCAGUGGUUGAUUUAACUUCUGUCAUGUCUGGAUUUCAACAGAACCCUGAUCCAGAGAUGGACAAAAGGAGUGAGUGCUGUUGGGGAGGAGAGAGUAACUGCAGUGGACAUCAGGACAGUAGUGUGGCACCAAAGAUCCCCAGUAAACAAGUCAUUGGGAUCUGGGUGAAAUGGCUGAACUCAUAACGAACUCAAGGGAGCAUCUGAGUGCUUCAUGGAAGAGGGUUACCCCACCCUCAGGGCAGCACAGCAGGGGCUUUUCAGGGAUGUAUCCUAGACCCAACCUGCUGCUUCGUUCCUAAGCUUCAUAAGGCCCACGGUGGUGAUUUUCACCGUGUCCAGUCUGCACCACUUCGAGAACAAAGCCACCCGUUCUCCAUGUUCCGGCCGGGGCAGUGAUAUGUGAGUGAACGCCUGCAACCCAAGUUCUAAAUGAGAUCAUCCCUAACAACGAGAAGUCUAACCACGCACUGCAGCGUUACCAUCAGCCACACUUCGGAGUCACCAUUCACCGGAAUCUUAACUGGCGCACUCGCGCAAAUACCCAGGCUGCAGCGUGAGCUCAGUGUCUUCGUAUUCUGCUUCUUAGCUCGGUCUACGAGAUGCAGACAGAGUGUGAUGGAGUUAUCCCCACAUGCCAAAUGAACAUAGGUCUAAAGUAGACAUGAACAACCUCCCGGGUAAAACAACUCUCCCUUUGUGCAUGGACAUGGUGACUCCAGUCCACACCAUCUGUAAGAUGCAUUGCACCCACUCAGCAAGGCUUCUUCAGCAGCAACAUCUGACACUGAGCCAUUUAGAACCGAGAAAGACAACGCCAUCACAACAAACUCUCUUCCGAGUCGGUACCUUUCAUUGCAACUGAACUUGAGUUUCACCAUUCCUUCACUGUAACUCGAGUUUAAACCCUGGAGCUCAUUAGCUGAUAGCAGCACGAAGUAUCUGCAUCUAAAGCAAUUCAAGCAGGCUGCCCGUUAUUCCUUUCAGAAAGACAAAUAAGAAUGGUCCCAGCAGUAAUGCCCACCUCCCAGAGGAAGGAGCUGCCCUCACCCUUGCCUUCAACAGGCAAGUUGGUGAACUCCGGAAUUUCCACAAAUCCCCACUGCCUCCUUUAUUCUUAUUCCUCCUUUCGGGAGCUUCUCAAGGCCUCAAUUUUUGCAUUCCUCAAUGCUUCUGAUGUGGCUUUACACUGCUUGUUUCCCUCUGGUGACUCCCCAGUGGGGCACCAUCUUCGAUUGUUGCUGGAAUUUGGAGCAGCACACAAUCUGCUGGAGGAACUCAGCGUCAGUGAAGGGUAGGGAGGGAAGGAGUUGUCGGCGUUCCGGGUCCUGAUGCAGGGUUUCGAGAUCCUCCAGCAGAUUGUUUGUUGCACCAGCUCCCACUGGAAAAAAUAUUAAAGUCACUAUAUCAUUAUUAGGUGCAGAGCCCCAGGCAGUGACAAUGGAGGAAUAGUGAUGGGGAAACAUGAAAAACAUGACAGAAAUUGGUAGUGACAUGGAGUGAACAGGUUGGCCUGAGAAAUAUUGGAACUGCCAGCACUUUUUUCCGUAGUUGAAGGAAUAUCCAGGAGCCGGCCCAGAAAUCCCAAUCUUCCUGACAAGAGCUCGCCAGGUACUUCCCACUCCAACACUGGCUGAGCAUCAGCUUCCCAGCAGCCCGACCGGGAACUCGGCCCAAGGACACGACGUUAUACAACUUAGUGCAACUGGGAGAAGCAGAGAGCUAAGCUUCCAGUUCUGAGUUAAUUAACUUCAAUCUUUCCAAGUGUUUUGCAAUGUUUUUAUUAAUCUUAUUAUUUAUUUGAAAUGUUUAAAUUUUUUUUAAUAUUUUGGAAUCCAUGAGACAUGGAAAGUACUUGUCAGUUCUGACAGCCGGAAGGGCCUGAGGGUGUGGCUCGGAGUCCUGGGCAGAGCCCCAAGAAGGAGGCUGCAUUCAACCCCUCUGCAUGAUGCUGUUUACAGCCAGGUGGUCCUGCCUUACCACCUGCACUGGAAGAGCCCUGAUUCAGGGGACGCAGUGAGGAGCUGUUCAGUAGGAGAGUAGCAAGCGCAGGCAGCUCACGGCUAACAUGACACUCUGAGUCACAGCAUGCGCAACGACAAUGCUCUGCUGGUACAGUCUAUAUCUAGGGUGCAAGUGACUCGGCAACUCUCCCUGACUGACCAAGAAGGCAAACUGGACUCAGCUUCAGGUUUCUGGUACUUGGCUACACUCAGCCCUGACCCAGGAUGCCAGACUUCCUGAUGCGAAGGUGGACCAGAAAACGAGUGUGUGCCCUCAGGUGAUGUCACCGAUCAGGUGACAGAUGUAAUCAUGAGUUACGUUCAGGACUAUGUCACCACUUAGGAUGUAACGUCACUAGGGAGCUCCACCAUCAUCAGUCAGACACCAGGUGGGGAUGCUGGUAGCCCUGAUGAAGGGCCUCAGCCCAAAACAUCAAUUGUUUAUCUUCCUCCGUAGAUGCUGCCCGACCUGCUGAGUUCCUCCAGCAUUUUGUGAGUGUUUAACCCUUUACCAUGCUGCCUGAGUUAACAUUUCCUGCAUCUGAAGUAUUUUACCUUUGGACCAGACCUGAUUUCUGGAUGGAGCCAAACCAUGAGCGAUGUGAUCAACGUGUUCUUCUCUGCGGUUACCCCUCCCGGAUAGACAUAAUAACUCAGUGAGCAAACCUUUCCUGCCCCUCCCACAGUAAAGUGUCCAGAGUAGAAAUCGACCAGGAUGGUGCACUCCACCUGGAUAAGAAACAAUCUCAAAUGUAUUUGAUUACAAGAGACAUAACCCCCACUGGAAGAAAUGGAAACUCACAGACAUUGUUCUCUCAACAGGACUGCCUCAUGCAGGAAUGGUACCAUCCAGAAAUCAGGUGUAACCAGUGAUUACACACGUUACGUGGUUGGUUGUAUUAUAUUGUUGCUGAGGGUACGUUCUUAAUUCAAUGAUAGUGGUGAUACUUGGAUGUUGUGUUACCAAUGGGGGCAUCACGGUGAUAUCUGUGUGACACUGAGAGUGCUGGCACAUUGACAGAGGUGUUACUGCUCUUCCAGACUCCAUGAUUCUGCAGAAAAGAGACCUGUCGCCUUAUCAUCAAGUGUAUAUUUAAAGUGGAGGUUGCCAGGUUCUUAAUAAUUAAUGGUGUCAGAGGUUACAGAGAGAAGGCAGGAGAAUGGGUUCAAGAGGGAUAGUUAAUCAGCCAUGAUGGAAUGGUGGAGCAGGCUCGAUGGUCAAAUAGCCUAAAUCUGCUUCUAGGUCAUGAUCAUAUCAUAUUGUUAUUAUCUUCCAUCUCUGGGAUGCACUACUGAAGCUCCCUGAUCUAUCCAUCCUCCCUGUAGUAGAGUGCCCAAAGGUCCUCUUCAACCAGCUUCUAGAACAUCAGCUACCAACCACUGACCAUGAUUUCUGACACCGGCCCCGCCAACCUCAAGGCAUAACUUAGAACCUGCCCCGGUGCCCAAAGGGACGUGCAUUACCAGUGAGGAAUUGAGGUUUACGAUUGCAAUUUGAGAGUAAAAGCAAAGUGGAAAUGCCCAUAGAAGUUCAAUAAGUGACAUCCACUCAUUGCUGGCAGCAAGGGGUGGUGGAUAGCUUUUGGAGAUAAUUCCAGCCUCAGGUUGGGCUAACCUCGUCAGGCAUCAGGCACGGAGCUAAGAAUCUCCCUGCAGUUUAUUCAGGACUGACUCUUUGAAUAAGGGUUUUUUGUGAGAUUGUUGCUUUAAAACAAUAACUUGCAACAAAUAAUCACUGGCACAGUCUUAUUACAGGUUGGUUGGCAGAUGGAGCUUCUGAUGUGAAGGAGCUGUCCAGCUUUAUCUAACUUGGCUGAGCAGAGCAUCGGCUCCAAUCUCUAACAAGGUCAGGCUCAAAUCAUCAAUGCAGUUACAAUCUGACUUUAAAUAUGUAACUAGUAAUGUAUUUCUUCAUUGCCCUCCGAUGUUUCCACUUGCUCUAGCGCUGAUAGUUAAGGGCAUGUCUGGCCAGACCCAAUUGUUUGAAAGGCCUUUGCAUUUUUUUACCAGAGGAAGUGGUUGGCUUAGGGUUCUGAUGGUCCUACCUGACCAGCUAACAGUGUCGGACUGUCUCCCUCACUGUUCUCCAUCCUGGCUGUCAUGUCUGAUGACCUGUCGUUUGCCAGUUAUCUGAUAACUGCAAUGCCAGGGUGCCAGAAACCGAGAGGGAGUGAUUUCUGAGAGUAAAAGGGCCUGAAAUCUCAGCAGUGAACCUUGCCCAUCGGGUUAAGACCGCGUGUCGCCGCGUGCCUGUUGGUUUAAGGCUGCCUUCGCUGAUUACCAUGCAGACAUCUGGCGUAGUCUGUGACACCACUGGCCAGAUGGGUUUGACAGCUUCAUCUCAUUAUUCCCUUUCAUCGGCACUGACAGGACAGACAAGCCUGAAACCAGCUGCAGGACAGUUAGAAAGGAAGGUGAGCCGGGCUGAACACUGAGCAUCUGCUUCCAACGUCCCUGAAGGCACAGGAACUGAAGGAAGCAAAGUGAGGUCAAGCAGGGAAACCAGGCUCUCUGGCGUGGAACUUCUAGCUCAUUUGUUUUUCAGAUUUAGUAUCCAACAAUAGGCAGAAUGCAGAUCUUCAAAAUCGUACAGAAUCCCCAUAUCAGCAGAGGAAGUGGUCUUUCUGCAUAAGUUGUCAGUCGUUAAAACCUUUUACAGGUUAAUGUUUCAUUCCCUGCCUUCGCUGAAUGGCUUUGUCCGCCUCCCUUAACCUGUACCAUUUAUAACAUUUCUCAGUGUGUUCUCACCCCUCACUUUACUCUCCCACUGUCCUUUCGCCCUGGAACAGAGACAAAUCACAAGGAGCCAAACCUUUCAACAGGCUCCACACUCUUGCAAGAGUCGAUGAGAAGACGAAAGGUCUCAGCCCAAAAUGUCAGCUGCUCCAUAGCUGCUGAGUUCCGCCAGCAUUUUACAUGUAUCGCACGAGAAUAUUAAAAACAGCUCACUACUGGUUGUGCACAGAAGCAUUUCCCUCAUCUCAGGAUAACACCUUAUGUUGUGGCUUUACUGAUGCCCAGCUGCUGACCAAUGGGGAAGGGGAACUUGGUGCAGGACUCCCUAUAAGUUGAUGAGUCUAGGAUAAGAACACUGAUAGAGGCAUUUCAUCACUGAAUAAACCGUUCUUAUCUGAUAUAGUUUGAUUACACAAAACUACAGGAAAUUACGUCCAGCCUGGAUAGGCAAUCAAUAGCUUUAACAGUUAAUUAACUUCCAGGAGCAGGUCAGUGAUCAGGUUCCGUGUCUCACACUUUGCCAUUCAAUGUUCUUUCGUAGCUGUGACAGGCGUGGCAGGCGAGUACUGGAGGCAAAACUUUGCAAAGGCACAUUCGCAGGAUAUCCGGCCCCUCUCCUUGACUCCCACCUACAUUGCCAAAAGCAACCGCAUGGAAUGUGACUACCUGGCUCACUCUGUGUCCCACAGCAGCGUUCGCUGGUCGCUCAUUCCGCCCCGAUCUGGGGCACAGCUCCUGAGAAUGACAAAUGCUCCAGACUGUCAGGCUCUGGCACACCACCACCCCCUCCCCCCACACACAUCCAGACUUCCAAUGUCACCCUGAAGGGGUAAAAUUAAGAUCACUUACUCACUGUUUAUUGUUGACACUUUUAUCACAAUGAUGUCACUGCAUGCUUAACCAAUCCCAUCGCCCAGAAAUAGCAUUGGGCAGGACCCUAAAAUCCAUGAGAAAUUUACCUUCAGCAACUUCUCAACUUCUUUUUUUUAAAGCGUAUUAUUAUAUCAUUAUUGAUUGCUGAUUAAUAACCAUUAGUAAGCCAGGUAUUGCCAUGCAUACCUCAUUCAUCCAGGUCUACCGAGUUUGGUUCUCUCAGAGGACCUUACGUUAAGCUGGGCUGGAACGUAGGGUGUGUGAGCCUGGUGUAGAAUAUCACCACACUAAUCGUACAUAGAAUCUGCAUGUCACCAAGGGGUUAUGCAUUUUGUCUCACAGACAGCAUCUGCAUGAGAUGCAUGCCUGCCACUGUGUGCUGUGAAUACCUUUGGCACAGGACACAUUGAUCGUAACAGAAUUAGGGAGAAGUUUGUCCAAUCACCGUGUAGUUGUCAAGGAGUUUAAUUAUGAAUAAUGCAAUGCCUUCUUGCAACCAGAGUUAAUUACCCAUAUUAUAUGUAGUAGAAGGGCAACCUAAUCAGCUUCUAACCAGUUUCAUUUAAUUACAAAAUGAGUACCUCACUCUGAUCAUAAACUUAUUUAUGGCAAUAAACUUUUAUGAAGACUA